UCGAAAAUCUUUCACGUGCUCACCGAUCGACCAAUCACACAAGUAUCACUAGCUCAUGCGAAGUGCUGACUUACACAUCUUGCACGUUUUGCAGAAGUUUCAGUCGCAAAACGAUCCGUUUUCCUCACUUCACCGCAGUCAUCAAACAAGCAUGGCUGACUGGGAUGAUAACUCUGGCCAAACUAACUGCUUUGGAGGCAGCUCGGGCGGUGGGUUCGGUUCUUCAAUGACGAACGGAUUCGGUGGUGCGUGUGGGCUAACGAAUGGCGACGACUCUGGCCGACGUAAAGGCUUCGGAAGAGGCAGUCGCACCGAUACAUUGCCUAAAUCAGACAGCAAGCCAGGCGGCGCAUUCGGUGGUUCCUCUGGCGGUGGAUUUGGUGGCUCAUCAGGCGGUAGUUUUGGUGGCUCAUCAGGCGGUAGUUUUGGUGGCUCAGGUUUCGGUUCCAAGUCAAGUGGUGGUGGUGGCUUUGGGGGAGGGGGUGGUUUUGGUGGUGGUGGCUUUGGGGGAGGGGGUGGUUUUGGUGGUGGUGGCUUCACUGGUGGAGAUGAUGCUGACGAUGCCGGUGGAAGCGGCGGGGGCUUUGGUGGGGGAAGAAGCUUUGGUGGUGGAAGUCAUGGUGGAGAUGGUUGUAGGAAGUGUGGUGAAUCUGGGCAUUUUGCUCGUGACUGUCCCCAAGGAGGUGGAGGUGGCGGCGGUAGCAGGACAUGUCACAAAUGCAAUGAGGAAGGGCAUUUUGCUAGAGAGUGCCCAAAUGCAGACAGUGGAGGAAACAAGUGUUUCAAGUGCAAUGAGUCAGGACAUUUUGCACGUGAAUGCCCUAACUCUGGUGGAGGUGGUGGAGGUUUUGGGGGUGGCAGCAGCGGCAGCACUUGCUAUAAAUGUAAUGAAACAGGUCAUUUUGCUCGGGAAUGCCCCAAUGCAGAGAGUAAUGGUGGAGGUUUUGGAGGUGGCAGCAGCGGCAGCACUUGCUAUAAGUGUAAUGAAACAGGACAUUUUGCUCGGGAAUGCCCCAAUGCAGAGAGUAGUGGUGGUGGUUUCGGCGGUGGUGGAGGGAGCAGCGAUUCAACUUGCUUCAAGUGCCAACAAACAGGUCACUUUGCCAGAGAGUGUCCUAAUGAGAGUGCUGCUGGAGAGGAUGGUGAUAGACCAAAACCAGUCACUUAUGUACCACCAACACCCACUGAGGAUGAAGAGGAAAUGUUCAGGUCCACUAUUCAACAAGGAAUCAACUUCGAGAAGUAUGACCAGAUUGAAGUUCUGGUCUCAGGGAACAACCCUGUUCGGCAUAUAAACUCCUUUGAAGAGGCAAAUCUCUAUGAAGCUUUCCUUAACAAUGUGAGAAAAGCACAGUAUAAGAAGCCAACACCAGUCCAGAAAUACUCCAUUCCAAUAGUUAUUGCCGGCAGAGAUGUAAUGGCUUGUGCACAGACAGGUUCAGGAAAGACCGCUGCCUUCUUGCUCCCAGUUAUGACAUCAAUGAUGAAUGCCGGGCUGACCAGCUCUUCCUUCAGUGAGACACAGACACCCCAGGCAAUGUGUAUAGCUCCAACCCGAGAACUGGCCAAUCAGAUCUACCUAGAGGCUCGAAAGUUUGCCCAUGGGACCAUGCUGCGUCCAGUUGUGUGCUAUGGGGGUGUUUCUGUAUCCCACCAGCUGAGACAGCUGCAGAGUGGUUGCAAUUUGCUGGUCGGCACUCCAGGACGCUUGACUGAUUUUAUUGAGAAAGGAAAGGUUUCCUUGAAGGGUCUCCAAUUCCUGAUUUUGGAUGAAGCAGACCGUAUGCUGGACAUGGGCUUUGAACCUGCCAUUCGAAGGAUUGUAGAAUCUAUGGGCAUGCCAGAUAAGUCUGAACGUCAGACACUUAUGUUCAGUGCUACAUUUCCUGAGGAGAUCCAGAGAUUAGCAGGAGACUUCCUCAAUGAUUACUUGUUCUUGACAGUUGGUCGAGUUGGUGGCACCACCUCGGACAUUGAACAGACUGUGAUAGAGGUCACAGAUAAUGAAAAGAGAGACAGGUUAACUCAGAUCCUUGGAGAUGCAGGCACAGACCGAACUCUUGUGUUUGUGGAGUCAAAAAGAUCAGCUGAUUUCUUGGCCAUUUUCCUGUCGGGAGAGGGCUUUCCUACUACAAGCAUUCAUGGUGACCGUCUACAGCAAGAACGCGAAGAGGCACUCGAUGAUUUCCGCAAAGGCCGUUGCCCUGUCCUUAUUGCAACAAAUGUUGCAGCUCGUGGACUGGAUAUUGAUGAUGUAAAACAUGUAAUCAACUUCGACUUGCCAUCUGAUAUUGAUGAAUAUGUCCACCGGAUUGGUAGGACAGGACGUAUUGGUAACAAGGGAAAGGCAACUACCUUCUUCUUGCGAGGAAGAGAUGAUAAGGUGGCACGUGGCUUGGUCAAGGUGCUUUCAGAGGCCAACCAAGAGGUUCCUGAGUGGCUGGAGGAGAUAGCAGAAGGUGCUAUUGGCACAGACUAUGGCCCAGCAGGAGGCCGCUUUGGCUCAAGAGAUACAAGACAGCAGUAUGGGAGAAACCGAGGCGGAGAUGAUGCCUUUGAGAGCACGGCGCCCAUCUCAGCAGGUGGUGGAGAUGAUGACUGGGAAUAGCUGCCAUUCUGACUCACCAAGAAGAAGUUUAUGUUGAAAUAGUUUUACCAUUUUACCAGUCCAAGGAGAUAUUUAAUACUUCGGAACUGCACAUAUCGUUAAUUAAUUCGCUUGCUAAAAUGGGGCUUGUAUUUGCUUAAAGCUCAGCUUUAGAGAAUUGAUCGUACGAAACAGAUUGACUUCCGUGUCAUCGUUGUGUUAAAGCUCAAGCUUUAGAGAAUUGAUCAUAUGAAACAGUCCGUUGUGUUUGAAAAAAAAAGGCCAGAGAACUGUGCUGUUGUGUGUAUGAAGAGAUCACCAAAAGCUCACAUCACGAAGCUACAGUACAGCUGUUAUAGCUUGUUGUUGGGGUUACAAAUACCGACCUGGCUGCUUCGGAUAUUUCAAUUUCUGUUUAAACCACAUGGUCAAGUCAGGGUGUCCUGAUAGCCUCUGGUAACCUAGCGAUUGCGAUUCCUAGGUGUGCUGAGGUGUGAAGGAAUAGAUAUAUCUUGGCUUGUACUGAUGAAGACAUAAGUGAAUUGACAGUUGUGUGGUGGUUUAGACCCUGUUUUGGUUGAAAUUACUGUACAAUCAACACAAACAAGACUUUCCAUGGUGGUAAUCUGCGCAUUACUAUACAGUCGACAUAUGUACGAAGACUCUCCUUGGCUGUAAUCUGCACAUUAGGAGUCAAUGGCCAUAGCACGAGUGAUCACUCCUGAUAUAGAGGAACGGUAACAGAAAAACAAAAACUUAGCAUGUUGAUAAAGCGGGUUGAAGGGAACCAAGUGUAUUUUGUAAUGAUUGACAACCCAGAGAAGACUAGCACUGAGCCAAUGGCAGAGGGGCUACCAACAAAACCAUGUUGGCUCAAGAAGACUAGCACUGAGCCAAUGGCAAGAGGGGCUACCAACAAAACCAUGUUGGCUCAAGAAGACUAGCAUUGGGCCAAUGGCAGAGGGGCUACCAACAAAACCAUGUUGGCUCAAGAAGACUAGCACUGAGCCAAUGUAAGAGGGGCUACCAACAAAACCAUGUUGGCUCAAGAAGACUAGCACUGAGCCAAUGGCAGAGGGGCUACCAACAAAACCAUGUUGGCUCAAGAAGACUAGCACUGAGCCAAUGGCAAGAGGGGCUACCAACAAAACCAUGUUGGCCCAAGAAGACUAGCGGCAGAGAAGCCUAGCAAGACCUGUUGAAAUGUCUGCGCAGAAGACAACCAAGCACACAACAAUCUGCCUUAUGCAAGGCUAAAAUCUGGGGCCUGGUCCAGGAUGGUGGCCCCAGUGACAAUUUCCAUAUAUAGUCCCUGAACUAGGGGACUUUUGUGUUGUAACCAAUGUCAUACACCGUAUGGUCGUUUGUGUUUGGCAUAAGAUCAACAUGGCAUGGCUGAUAUUCGAUCCUCCUGACACUCCUGUUUAACCACACAUUUACGUAUCUAAUACUUCUGGUUUAGUUCAGGAAAUGUAUCUUAAAAAUCUCUUCGAUUAAUGCAGUACUUGGGCUAACCAGUUCACUUGCAAAUUUCAAUUAUCUGAUUUGAUUGCAAUUCAAAUCGGGCAAGAUUGAGAGUUGUUCAUUCAGAAGUGGAAGGGUUAAUUCAGGCACACGCUGCUUUGGAUCUGGAUUUAUGGUGAAUGUAUGGAGAUGCUAUUGUUUGGUACACAUGCUUCAGGAUUUGUAGGUAACGCGCAUUAAUACUAAAUCCAAGGCUUGGUAGAUAGCUUAAACAUAGUUCACUGAUCUCUUGGCCUAGUGAUCAACACAGUGAAAGCAAUCAGUUGGCACGAUCUUAAAAUAAAGUUUAUUCAAUUUA
Molecule: messenger RNA, 4409 nt
Organism: Nematostella vectensis (starlet sea anemone)
Lineage: Eukaryota; Metazoa; Cnidaria; Anthozoa; Actiniaria; Edwardsiidae
Product: ATP-dependent RNA helicase DED1
Exons: 10
Coding region: 56-2608 (850 amino acids)
Biological process (GO): gamete generation; cell differentiation
Cellular component (GO): P granule; nucleus
Molecular function (GO): ATP binding; zinc ion binding; RNA binding
Source: RefSeq, a predicted model, not a curated record